AUAUUAACGACGGACCCGCACUCUUGGAAAUCCUUAUGGGCUGUUGUUGACAGCAAAGCAGGAGAUGGGAGGCCCUUACGGACUUUGCAGUAUGUGGUUAGAUAUUGUUAGGCUCAUAAAGCGACCAAGCUAGGCGGUCUGCGCAAGGGUUCAGCAGCGCAGCAAGAUGGACUUGGAGGGCUUUGUCGCAAACCGCGAGCUUCUGGAGCGGCUCUCACGCGAAUACGAGCUGCUGAAGGCUUCAGGCGCUGAGGUCGACUACGCCGCGUGGGUGCGCCAGCGCCUGCGAGCGGCUGCGGCCGAGCUUGCUGAGUCAGCCGCUGACGAUAACGAGCAACAGGCAUCCGGCGAUGCAGCGGCUGACGGGGGGAGCGGCGCAUCCAGCGGGGGUGUCGGUCUGGACGAUGGGGUGGGCACGGCCCCCGGCUCUGGCACUCCUGGGGCGCCUGCACAAGUGCACCCACCACCACCGCAGCUGUCGUUCUCCAGGUUCCAGCCAGGCCACACGCCGUAUGACCCCGUGCCUCGGGCCUCGCUAGAGGUGCCAGCGGGUGGCGUGAGGCCGGAGACCGCCUGGUUCCUCCAGGGGGAGGCCCAGCCGGCCGCCUCUCAGGCCCUCACUGCCGCCAUCUACGGCCGCACAGCGACGACGCUGGGCGUACGGGGCGCCCGCAAGUCCACCGGCAAGCGGGUGACCAUCAUCACGCCGCAGCGCUCACCGGCUUCCACCACCCGCCCCGCCUCGGGAUCACCCGGCCGCCGCCCGGCUGCAGGCCGCUCCGCUUCAACGCCCGCUCACAUGGGCUCCACCACUACCAUUGUCGGCGGCAGCGCGGCCCCGCCGCACGCGCAGCACACGCGACGUCAGUCCUCGCCACCGCAGGUCAGCAAGCUGUACACGGCGCAGGAGCCGGGGCUGUUCACCUCGCGGCCGGACGCGUACGUGCACCCGCAGGCCCGUCCUCGCCGUGCCACCUCGCCUGCUGCCAAGCGGCCAGACUGGGUCAACGCCGCCAGCCUGCAGGCCGCCCUGCGCGGGGCGUCGUCGGCUGUGCCGCACCUACAGGCAGCCGCCGAGCGCGAGCGGCGCCUGGCGCUCUCGUCAGCACUGGCCCGCCAGUCGCUGGCGGCGGGGUUGAGCCCAGACGACGCCCGCGCUGCCGCCCUGUACGGCGUGACGCCCGGGGCGGCCGCCGCCACUGCGGCGCAGUACGACCACGUGCUGGCGGUGGCGGCGCAGCUGGCGGCGCAGAAUGAGCAGCUGGCGCGGGCAGUGCAGGAGAACAGCUCGGCACUGGCGGCGCAGCAGGCCGUCCUACAAAAUGCGCUGCAACCGCGGCCAGGCGGUGCAAACAUCAGUGACGGCAGCGUGGCAGGAGAAGCAGGAGGGGCUGCGGGUGCGGGGCCAAAAGUAGAGGUGGAGAGCGGGCCACCCGCCUGGUUCUCGCACCCCGGCCGCUUCCCGGCUGCUGGCAAGGGCGGUGCCAAGGGCAAGGGCACGGCCCGCGCCACCAGCCCUGGUCAGCUGCCUGCCGGCGCCACGUCUAAGGAGAGGGACCGGGCCGCCCGCAAGGAAGCGCUGAAGAAGCUGCUCAAGCAGGUGCUGGGCGGCGCGGGCCUGUCCGGGGGUGAGGAGGGGCGACGGCGGCUGGCCAGCGGCAUGGAGGAGGCGGAGAAGCUUGUGGCGGCCAUACAGGCGCUGGCGCGAGUCAAGAAGGGCUCAGCAGGAGGCCGCGGAGGCGAGGACAAGGGCGUGAGCGCUACUGUUGGGGACGGAGCUGGCGGCGGCGAGGCAGGAGCUGGACUGUCAUGGUCUGCGGCUGGCACGCGCCCCGGCAGCAUGCGCUCACUCGCCGAAGCUGUGGCAGCUGCGGCAGCAGCGGGCGGUGGUGGCGGCGACGCAGCAGCUGCCGCUGGAGCAGGUGAUGCAAGCGGCGCUGCUGGCGGCAGUGGCGACGCCGCUACUGGCACUACUGAGGGCCGGGCGGCCUUCGAGGCAGCCGCAGCAGCGAUGGCGGCCGCCGCAGGCGGCCCCGGCCCAGGCGGCCUGGGGCUCGAGGCCGGCACGCUGGGUGGCGGUGGCAGCGGCGGCUGGGGCACAGGCACGGGCCCUGGGCGUCACCCACUGGCUCCUGGCGGCAUCAUGAUUGAGAGCCUGGAAGACCAGGUGGCGGACAUCGUGCAGCGGGACGCGGCGGCAUACGCGGAGGCCGCCAGGCUGGGCAAGAUUGAGGCGCUGGAGCAGCGGCUGAACCUGCUAGUGGACAACGUGGAGGGCCGGCUGGGGAGGCUGCUGGGGCCCGCGGGGCCGCUGGCAGCCACCGCGCAGCAGCUGGCGGCGCUGCAGCUGGCGGGAGGUGGCGGCGGGCUGCUGGACGAGUGGGAGGUGGUGCUGGGCCCAGAUGGACAGCCGCUGCUGGGGCCGGACGGGCGGCCGGUGCUGAGGCGGAAGGGCGCGGGAGCGGGAGGUGGCGGGCAGGGUGGCGCCCCGCUGAGCCCCCGCAGUGCGGGCAUGUCCGUGCUGGAGCUGCAGAAGAUGCUCAUUGCCAUCAACCGUAUGGAAAGCAAGGAGACGGAGAUACGGCGCAAGUGGUUCGUGGACACGCAGCACCCGCGGCCCCGGCCCGGCCCCGGCACGCAGCCCAUCUACGCCCGCGACGGCUGGGUGGGCACCCUGGACCCGGACCAGCCCCAGCCCGGACCAGAGGCCCUGGCCGCAUCCGCCACCGCAGCAGCGGCCCCCGCGCCCUCCUCUCCCCAGGCGUGGCCCCGCGCGGCUGCCAGCCCGCACCGCCUGGCCCCCGGCGACGCCGGCCGCUGGCCGGGCUUUGCCGCGCCGCCCACGGAGUCCGUCAUGGCCACAGUGGACGCCGCCAGCUCGGCGCCUGGCGGCCGCAGCCUCCUGCACUUCGACCACCGGCCUACACGGGCUGGGGGUGCGGGUGCGGGAGCGGGGAUCAGCAGUGGCGCGGCGGUGGAUGGAAGUGGCGAGUCCGCGGCAGCAGACGGAGACCCCAUCAGCGAUGCGGUGUUGGAGGCCGUGGUGCGGGGCCGGCGGCGCUAUCUGCGGGCGCAGCAGCUGGCGGACGGUGACUUGGUGGCGGCCGCGGACCCGGAGCUUAACCCGGUGCAGGUGAUGGAGGACGUGACGGACGCGCUGCUGGACGACAUGCUCAGAGAUCACGCCCGGGAGCUGCUGGGCUGGUGCGACAAGGUGGCGGAGCACAUCUACGACGACGAGUUCGACCUGGAGGGCCUCAGCGGGGGGCUGGAGGCGGCGGCGGUGGCCGGAGGGCUGGACGGACUGGGCAAGCGGGCAGCUGGGCUGGGGGCGAGGCGUGGCGGCGGAGAGAAUGACCCGGCGCGGGCCGCAGCGGUGCUGCGGCUGCGAGGCAAGGCGGCGGCGGGAGCGAGUGGUGGUGCUGCUGGCGCAGGCGGAGUGGGCAGCAGCGCGCUGGGCGUGAAGCGGUCAGUGGCGGUGGGCUAGGGGUCCUGGAGCUGCAGCAGCUGCAGACAAAGCAAGGUGUGCGUAUGUGUAUGUGUCCCGACAAAGCAGUAGGCAAGUGAUGCAGAGAGAGGCCAGAGGGUGGAGAGAGAACGUGUAUAGCACUAUGCCCGCCGGGGUUGGAUCACAGGAAGAGGCAGGUCCGCGGGUCAAACGCCGCAGGCCUGGUCAGGUCCUUGUCAGACGUCUUUUGAGACACGCGUUUAAUUGACAAUAAUUUACGGCCUCACCUUCCGACCCGCAAGAAACACAGAUGCGCG
Messenger RNA from Chlamydomonas reinhardtii, 3765 nucleotides. RefSeq lists its product as uncharacterized. The record is from RefSeq and is a predicted model, not a curated record. NCBI's taxonomy places the organism in Eukaryota, Viridiplantae, Chlorophyta, Chlorophyceae, Chlamydomonadales, Chlamydomonadaceae. Gene Ontology annotation, biological process: protein localization to centrosome; centriole replication. The transcript is spliced from 14 exons. Bases 167 to 3487 code for a protein of 1106 amino acids. Gene Ontology annotation, cellular component: centriolar satellite.